AUGAACCCUAGAUCAAAACCCGAUUCGGCGACGGUGUUGUCCUCCUAUCCAGAUUCUGGUGGCCUUGGGUGUGGCUAUGUGAUGAAUAGAUGGGGCUUCGCGGUGGGUUCGGUAUCAAUGGCGCUUGGAGAUGGUGUCGCGGAUGAGAGAUCGAGUCCCAGAGGCGAUGAUGACAGUUGUGUCUUUGCAAAAGCUGGUGGAGUGGAGGGUUGUUGCGGGAGACACAGUUCCGGGGGAUGCAGGAAGUGCGGCGGAAAAGGGGAACGUGUAGUAUCCAGGGUAUUGUCAGCUACGAAUGAGGAAGGUCGAGUUAAAGGGGAGAACUCCAUUGAACAUGUCACAUAUGAGGAAGAUGCUAUUGAUGCUGACGACAAUGAUGAGAGACUUACUAAAUCAUCUAAUGCUUCUAAUAAAGCAUUUGAGGUCUUACUUACUAUGCAAGGGAAACAACAUAUUGAAUCUUCUAGCAAAGUAAACAAUAUCAAGCAUCGUGACGAAACACCGCCUGAUGUUCGAGUACGGAAACUAAAGGAUCAGCUCAUCCAAGCUAAAGUUUAUCUUUCCCUUCAGUCAGUUAGGAACAUUCCCCAUCUCACUCGGGAACUUUGGCUACGGGUAAAGGAAGUUUCACGAACAAUUGGAGAGGCAAGCAAAGAUUCUGACUUGCCAAGGAAUGCAAAUGAGAGAAUGAAGGCAAUAGAGCAAUCAUUGAUGAAAGCAAGGCAAAUUCAAGAUGAUUGUGCCACAUCCGUGAAGAAGCUUAGGGCUAUGCUCCACUCAUCAGAGGACCAGCUUCGCGUGCACAAGAAACAGACCUUAUUCUUAACACAGUUGACAGCUAAAACACUGCCUAAAGGUCUCCAUUGUCUUCCGUUGCGCCUUACAACUGAAUACUAUAACUUGAACUCUUCUCAGCAACAAUUCCCCAAUCAAGAGAAGUUAGAAGACCCUGGACUAUACCAUUAUGCAAUAUUCUCAGAUAACAUAUUGGCCACAACUGUUGUUGUGAAUUCUACUGCUGCCCAUGCUAAGGAUUCCUCCAAACAUGUUUUCCACAUUGUAACUGAUAAGGAUAUAGAUGGUGAAUUUCAAGAGGACGACGUAGAUGAAGAAUUUAUGGAGGAUGACAUAUCUAACGAAUUUCAAGAGGACGAUCUGGAUGCUUUACUCCUAGAAGACAAACUUAAAUGA
This is a messenger RNA of Vicia faba (fava bean), 1191 nucleotides long. The record is from the annotation of a GenBank genome assembly. NCBI's taxonomy places the organism in Eukaryota, Viridiplantae, Streptophyta, Magnoliopsida, Fabales, Fabaceae.